AUGGCAUUCGCGUUCAGUCUGAAGAGCUUCAAACAAAUGGACAUCAGUGCCUUCAUCAACGGGCAAAGCCAAAAGUCCUUGGUGGUCGGGGUUAAAUCCUCGUGUAGCUUCCACGAGCAGCCAGGGUUGGCAUUGAGCAUCGGACAAAUUGCCUCCACUGCCUCGGGAUGUUCCAAUCCCAUUGAACUGAGUAGCCUGGCUCUACUCAAUAUCAACGUCAUCAACGAUGUUACAGCCGCGUUUCUUCUACUGGUGGGACCCAAUGUGUCCGUUCUCACUUUACCCAAAAACGAAAGACCGAUGCUAUUGAUACGUCAUACGCUGAGCCAUUUUCCGUCUUUGAGCUCGAAGCUGGUGGAUCUGAAUUGGACACUAAUGGCAGACGAAGUGUCGAAAAGGCUCAUCUUCACCUUCAGUGCUCUACAACCCAAUGAGGCCAUGGUGUUCCCCCCGAAGCAAGAGGAGAAGCAGAGCUUCCUAAGCUCGUUAUAUGGAAAACAAGAUAACCAAGUGUCCACCGCGCCCACUGUCCCCUUGAAAUUGAAGAGCCAAGAAGUGUUGUCAGAUGGAUUGGAAUCCGAGAUUGUGAUGAGGAAUUGGCAGUUCUCGGAGGUGAUUCUGGAAGAGGGAGGGACCAUCACACUAGCUCUGAUUGUGGCCAGGCUAGUGGAGCUGAAGGCCAAAGAAAGUAGCAUCGCAUUGGCUUUGGACGUGCUCCUGACGGUUGUGAAUAGUUCGGUUGAGUGUAUGAGUGAUUUCCUUCACCAUGGAGGGCGCCAGUUGUUGUCCCGUAUCCUGGAGGAAUCUCAGGGCUUACUGGGAAUAAAAUCCGUGUCUGUGAUUCUUAACCACGCUUGCACGAACAAAAUUUUAGACGUCAAGUCCUCGGGCCAAGUAUCUGUGUUGAAACACUCAAAUCCGAUUCUGUGUCAUAAUUUCCUCAUCGACAUUCUGAUCUCCCAAUGGAAGUUGCUGAAAACGCGGGUCGAGCCCAAAACGCCGGAUUCCAUGAGCAUUCUCGAAUUCAUCUUGCAUUCUCUCCUGGCUUUGGUGAGUGAAUCUCAAGCCCCUUCAAUGCAGCAACCGGAUGAGCUUGUUUCGCCCAGCUCUCUGAUUCAAGACCUCUCUGGGCAUUUGAACAACCACGAAACCAAGAAUCUGUGGAGUGCCUUCAAUGUAGAAGUACUCCGCCAGUUCAAUAUCGUCGAGACCAUCAUGAGAAAGAUACACGAAGAUCUGAAUUUUGGACCCCCCGGAGGUGACAACCAUUCAAUUCGAGUGGCCGAUAUCCUGAUCAAGAUGUAUGCAGCCAUCUUGGGCUCACCCAUGCAAUUGAAGAUUCUGCACGAUAUGAUGAUAAAUGCGGUCCUGCUUCACGAUCCUAACUUGACCUAUGUGAGUCAUUCCAAGUCGGGUCUCCUUGUGUCCAUUCUUGGCACCUCUCUGACUUCGGAGAAAACUUCUAGAGCCUCUUCAUUGACACUGGCCAGUAGCAAUUGCUCCAACACUCCCACUUCAGAAGACGAAAGACGGGAAAACACUCCCCCUGCGAGCAAUAACAUUAGUCAGACCAGUGUCCAAGGUGAUGACAAGCUUGACGAGAGUUCCAUGCUUAACGCAUUCCUCGUCUCAAACUCCGAGGAGGGUGGCUCUGGUCCUCAUUUGAACCCCUUGGAGCAUGCGGGCCCUUGGGGUGCGGAGAGUCCCUCAAGUGAGGCCGCUCAAGAGGAUCAAACGAGGCCCAAGAAUCUACGAGAUGCCCUAAUUGAGGGGCUUUUGCAGGAACUACUCUUGGGUUUCCGAACCGUUGAUGAUCGACAUAUGAAAAAGGUUCUUUCAGACACUUUUCUUCCGGAAUACUUUCUGGUCCUGAUGAAUAGUCCCAUCGCUAAUAUCCGGGUGCUCUGCUUGAAGAUGCUCUCUUUGUACCUGAAGAAGUCGGCCUGGUUUGAGGACUUCCAGCCCACGUGGACAAAAAUUCACGGCUAUGAUCUGUUGGCGUAUCAAUUACAGAAAUUCGAACCCACCAACAGACUCAUCGACGCCUAUCUGACCAUGGUCCAUAGGUCAAUGUCCUUCCGAUUAGAGGAUCAAGUGGAGUUGGCCAACCGAGAUAUCUCGCACAUCUCCGCCGAAAUCCUUCGGCCAGCCAUGGUUUUGUUGCCUCAAACCGUGACGAAUAUUCCCCUGGCACAUGGCUUCAUUCUCCACCUCCACGAGGUCUUCUCAAGGUCCCGAGAACUCUUGAUUGCCCACCAACAGCUUGGAUUGUUCCUAUCAGUUGGAAAGUCCCUGGCCAACUUGGCUCAUUCGGAUCAGAAGAAAUCCGACAUCUACGACCAAGACACCCGAGACAUUGUUUUCAAUGAUCUGCAGGAUUUUCUGAGACUCGUGGUACUGAGAUUUGUCGGGUUCCAUGGGAAGGAAAACUUCACUAUAAUCGAAGAUCUUCUGCAGAGUCUAGCCUUUCUCUGCCGGGAUGAAUAUCUCGUCCAUGGACCGUGCAGUGUCGGUACCAAGGCCAUUCGAACGGCUUUCUGCGUUGUCGUGGAGGAAUCCAUCUCUGAAUUGGAAACCAAGUUGCAGCAAUUCGGCCGGAGGAGCCACUCCCCUGGGCGUAAUCGAGGCAUAGGCUCCAGCAAUCUAUACGGAGCGUUCCAACCUUGGGAGGAAAUGACCUACAUGUUUAUGCGAACUAUGCGGACAGCAGCCAGCACGACUCUCUCUGAUUCAUCCCUGGAUCUGACGCGUGCGGCUAAUGAAUUGAAUAACGAGCAUGGCAAACCUGCCACUCAUUCGGAAUUGUCUAAUCGGAGACAUCGCAUCAUUGAUCACACGGUCGAAUUUGUGCUAGCCAUUGAACCCAAAAGCGACGAGAGUCUAGAUUAUGCUCCAAUGGAAUCCGAUUUCCUUUUGUCUCUUCUUGGUCUUCUCAUCCGCGAGAUCAAAAACAUUACGGAGAGUUGCAAGAACUUCACUUCGUCCAGCCCCAAAAGAGAACAACAAACGCCCUUUCGAUUGUUUCUAAGGCUGUUGAACUUCAUGGUCUCGCCGCGAUUUCCAAUUCACUCUCGAUUGAAGGCCAUCAAGAUCGUGGCUUCAGAUGUGGUGCGAAAAGAGACCCUAGAAAAGAUAUUUCAAGUCAUUCCUCCCUUGACCCAGGUCCUGGGAGUGUUCAUGCAAGACAUCAAAAUUCAUCACGACUCCGAGCUCGAUGAUGACGAAAAACUGGCUUUUUUCCCUCUGUACUUGGUUUUCGAGAGGUUGGGCCUGUUCAAGAAGCGUCAAGCAACUGAGGAUCUCUCUGGCGCUAUCAAAAACGAAUUAGACGAGAUCUACUUCCAAGAAAGCCGGACCCGCCAAUUCUACUACGAAGGCAAUCAAGAGUGCCUUCAGUCGGUCAAGAAGAACUUCGCCAAGCGAACCGAAAAGACCAAUCAAAGUGCCAUUCAAGUGACGAAGGUUGUGACCAAAAUACAAGACCACGCUCGCAAAGCUGUGAUCAGUCAAAUGAAGGCUGACAUGGCCCAGGCCAUCAAGAACCGCCAGACAUGUGAGCGAAUCAUUGACAGAUUCACCCAUGAGAAGGCCAUCUGGCAUUUCAAGGAGAAAUAUCCCCAAUCCUGGUUCUUGUCUGAAGUUGAAGGCUCUCAAAGAAUGCGGAUUCGUUUGGAGCGCAAAUUCUCCAAUAUCGACGCCAAACUCUACCUAGAAGAACACCGCUCCAAGGCCAAACGAGACUUGGAAGGUCAGGAUGAUGUCCACCCAUUUCCCUUUGGUUUCUUGACGCGAUACAAAUCGAACAUGUCCUCCAUCUUGGUCGAGAAUCUCAACUCGGAUGAUCAAAUCCGAUUCACGGAAAAGGUGGUGCUAGUCGUUCCCGAGGAGGAGGUCCAGGGCGAGAUCCUUCUCAGCCAGUCUCACCUCUAUUUUGUUGAGAGAGACCCAGAAUCUGGCACGGAUCAAAAAGAGCUCCAACGUCUGCGCUCGUUCUCGUGGAACAUGGAUCGUUUGCGCGAGAUUCAUCUUCGUUGGUACCAGCUCAAUGACAACGGGGUGGAGCUCUUUUUCGCCAGCAAUCGAACGCGAUUCUUCGUCUUUGGCAACAAAAAGACCCGAUCACAAUUCAUACGCUGUUUGGGCGAGUGUUUGCCCAAACUUUCAGAACUCCCCGAUCCCGAGGAGAUCAUGAAGCUCUGGCAGGACGGGACGAUCACCAAUUUCGACUACCUGAUGCAGCUCAACAAACUGGCCGGGCGCACUUUUAACGACUUAAUGCAAUACCCGGUGUAUCCAUUCAUCUUGUCAGACUACACUUCCGAAAGUUUGGACCUGACCAAUCCGGCGAUUUAUCGGGACCUUCGCAAACCAAUCUCAAUUCAAAACCCUGAAAAGCAGGAACGCUUUGAGAACAACUACGAGGCCACCAAGGGCACUCAACUCGGCCCCUACCACUAUGGGUCGCAUUAUUCCAAUUCCGGGAUCGUACUCCAUUUCCUGAUCCGAGUUCCGCCCUUCACAUCCAUGUUUCUGAAAUAUCAGGACGGCCACUUUGACAUCCCAGAUCGAUCCUUCCACGAUCUUCGGAACACUUGGAAUCUGGCCAGUAGUGAUUCAUCCACCGACGUUAAAGAGCUCAUUCCCGAUCUCUUCACCUUGCCCGAGCUUUUUUCCAACCUGGAAGGAUUAGACAUGGGUCAGAAACAGACCGGGGACUUGGUUCGGGACGUGAUUCUACCCCCGUGGGCCAAGAACAAUCCUCGAUUGUUCAUCAAGCUCCAUCGGCAAGCUAUCGAGUCCAAGAUUGUUCGGGAAUCCAUCUCUCAUUGGAUUGAUUUGGUAUUCGGAUACAAGCAAAGAGGAACGGCCGCUAUGGAGAGUAUCAACGUAUUCUACCCCGCCACUUACUACGGGUUCGAUCUGGACUCCAUCAAGGAUCCAGUGGAGCGGAUAGCCCGUGCCACCAUGAUCAAGACCUAUGGUCAAACCCCGAAACAGUUGUUCAAACAGCCCCACCCGCUCACCACAAUCGAGUGGAGCAAGCGCAAUCAAAUCAACAACAAUAAUAUCGCCUCCCGCACCGUGCCGCAAGUGAUGGACCACAUCAAAGGUGUUCGAUGGGGCAGCUACGUUGGAUCACCAUCCCAAUCCUCGCCCAGAAUAGAAUCCCGUUCGAUCAAGAACGGGGUCGUAUCAAAAUUGGUGAUUUCCAACAGUAAUGAGAUUUUUGGGUUGAGCGACCAUGCUGCCCUGCUGAUCAAAUAUUCGAAUGAAGGCUCCUUUGUGCCCUAUGUACCGUCCUUACUCUUGGGAGCGGCUCUCGUGCAAGCCGAUCCGAAUGAAGGUCAUCUGCGCGCCAAGAUCAAGCGGACUGCCCCAGCCGAAAUUGUCAAGCAUUUUCCACGGAGCGAUACCAUCACCCAGUUGGCGAGUGAUCCGUCCAGUGGACAGAUCUGGGUGGCGUUCAAAUCUGGUAAGAUUGUGGCGAUCUCCUAUGAAUUCAACCACGCCACGUUGCAACUCAGUCUGCACAAGCAGUCGUCCACAUUGUACGGCCAUCGUAGUGAAGUGACCACCCUGGAACUGUGCUCGGAUUUCGGGUACCUCCUGAGUGGCUCCACGGACCAUACCUGUCUCUUGUGGGACAAGGAAGACUCUCACCUGAUUCGUGCCUUGGAGCUAUCUGGUUCAGUGCAAGUGACUGCCACGAGCAAGACUUCCGGAGACUUGGCCGUCUCCUGUUCCUUUCCCUCUUCUUCAACUACUUCCCCUACAAGUGCCAUUAUGGAUUCGGACGGUCGUCCCAAUAGCUGUGAGUUAAGUUUGUACACCAUCAAUGGAGUCCUGGUGGCCUCUGAGGCCGUGGAGCCUCCAAUUACAGCCCUGGGAUUCUCCUCGUGUCCCGAGGGCGUCUCGGUCAAUGCCUUGGCGAGUGGUCACCUCAAUGGAAACGUCCGACUUUGGAGCUCGUGGGAUCUGAGUCCCCUCACCGACAUACCCACCGCACAAACCUCUCCCAUCACCGCCUUGGCCUUCAACUUGUGCAAUCAGAAUCUGUUCGUGGCCACGCAAGAGCGCGAAGUGAUUAUCUACGAGAAAUCCCACCCGAAUAGUAGCCACCCAAAGGCUGCCUAUGUGCAUUUGACCUCCUUGUAUUAGCGUACAUCCACUUGGUAUUGGCCAUGGCCUUCCCUUGGAUCGCACAACUGGGCCGAUAAAAGUAAAAGAAAGCACAGAAGUUAACUCUUAAGCCACAAACGCAUGAUCCAUAAAGAAACGAUCGCUGUGAUGAAUGUCAAGUUCCUUGUUUUCGAGCCUUUUUCCCCCCUGAUGAUAAGCGUGGGAAUUGGUUUGUGUCCCUUUCGAUUUUGAAGCCCGUCAGCCACUUCACAAUGCACACACGCUCACGUACAACUUAUGACAAAAAUACAUUGGAAAGCCAUGCAAUGCAUCAUUAAAUAAUUCAUCACGAAUGUUGAUUCUGAAAUCAAAAUUUAUUCUCGUCAUCAUGCUAUUAUUAUUAUUAUUAUUAUUAUUAUCAUUCUUAUUAUUAUUAUCAUCAUCAACAACAACAGCAACAACAAAUACUACUAUUACCAUUCAUUACAUUAUGAUCCUCACCAUUAAAUCCUAGACAUAUGCAAGAUCCUAUAUCCCUUGGAAUGAUUAUAAUUUUUCAAUCCCUUUUUGAAAUAUAGCUCAUACUCGUC
Tigriopus californicus is the source of this 6710-nucleotide messenger RNA. RefSeq names its product lysosomal-trafficking regulator-like. The transcript is spliced from 2 exons. The coding region runs from base 1 to 6159 and encodes 2052 amino acids. Gene Ontology annotation, biological process: intracellular protein localization. The record is from RefSeq and is a predicted model, not a curated record. Gene Ontology annotation, cellular component: membrane; cytosol. Gene Ontology annotation, molecular function: protein kinase binding. Lineage: Eukaryota; Metazoa; Arthropoda; Copepoda; Harpacticoida; Harpacticidae.